This is a messenger RNA of Blepharisma stoltei, 2217 nucleotides long. The record is from the annotation of a GenBank genome assembly. NCBI's taxonomy places the organism in Eukaryota, Ciliophora, Heterotrichea, Heterotrichida, Blepharismidae.
AUGGCAAUUACAAUAAGCAGCCAAGAUAUUAACUUACUAAUUCUGCAUUAUCUCAGAGAGCGAGGUCUAAUUCACGCUGCAUUUGCCUUAGAAAAAGAAGCUAACAUCACAGACUCUCCUAUCCAGCCUGGCAUCCUCGUCACCCACUUACAAAAAUCUCUGACUUUAGAUUAAGAUUAAAUAAAUUCGAGAUGAUCUCUGGGGAUUAUUUCAGCCCCUCUCCGUACCAGGCUGAUUUCAGGUUUCAACUUGGCCCUAAGUCCCAAGUGCCACACCACACUGUUUUCUUGUUGAUGCCACGAAAAAUGAUGACGUCAUAGUCUCUCGGGGAGACUAACCUUUGGUUCUAGCCUUGCGAUAAAGGACUCUCUUCGCCUUGAUAGUGCUCAGGACAAGAGGGAAACACCUAAUUCCUUCUCCUUUAUAGCCUUGCCUUUAUUAGGCGUAUAAUUGCUUCCCAGAACCAUGAGCUAAAUCUGCACUUCAGUUUGCCUCUAGGAUAAGGAAAAAAUCCUGUUAUAGAGUCCUGACCAGGCAAAAAACCUACCACUACUUCUAAAAUAUGGCAUCCACUUUUCUAGGGCUGAGAUCAAUUCACCAGUCACCCUGGACCUAAACCACUCUCCAUCUUUUAAACAGUUUUAACUUUAGAAGAACUUGAAUUUCACGCAAACGAAGAGGUAUUUUCUAAUAAAGGACUUAAAAGCCCAAGGUUUCCCAAAAUGCCACGCAGAAUUCAAGCUAACUCAUUCCCAUAAAUGCAUGUAUCGCGAAGAGACCCCAAAACUCGUCCCAGAGACUUCACUUGGUAUGAUGGUCGACGAUUCAUUCGAGCAUACCUCUCUAUUUGGCCACUCAAAAGAAGUAUUAAUAAUCCACUACCAAAACUCAUAUAUUCUUUCAGGGUAACAAAAAUUCAGCUCUAAAGACCGCACUGCUAAGAUAUGGAGAAUUGGGGAAAACCCUAAUCAAUGGGACCUAGUAGUCACGAUUUCUCUGACUAAUCUAGAGAUUGAGAAUUUUGAAAUAAAAAGUUUAUACUGAAAUAAAGCAGGAGAUAUUCUUUCAGUAGUAAACGAUGGCUUGGCUAGAUUUUGAACAAGCACUGGAACUUUAGUCUCAGAAAUUUCUCAUAACACUCCUAUAAUUUGUGCAUAUUUUGAGUCUACAGGCUCUAACUCCCCCCCCUCCGUGAGCGAACAAAACCAUUAGAAAAAUCGCCAUUUUUUGACCAAAAAACCCACCCUCCGUGAGUGAACAAAAAUUUUUUUAAUAGAAAAAAAUUUUAAUGGAAAAAAAUUUUGAUAUAUAAGUGAUAAUUAGUAUAAUGAAAUCUAGAGCUAAUUCUGUUUAAUUUUAAACAAAUUGCGUUUUAAAAACAUAAAUUUUGCAAAUUAAAUUAAUAUUUGCUUCCCAAUUUUUGCAAAUUAGGAUUUUUUUAAAUUUCGAAAAAAAUAUUUUUUAUAAAAUUUAUAUAUAAAUUUUUUUUAAAAAAAAAAAUUAACCCCCCUCCGUGAGCGAACAAAAUUUUUUUGUUCGCUCACGGAGGGGGGGGGGGGGAGUAAGUUUCUUACUGUGUCACAAGAUGCUUUGAAAAUUUGGAAUAGCCAAGGAAACUCUAUAAACUCAAUUGAGUCAUGCUCAGGGAUUAGGGAUGCAAAAUGGCACAAUACAGAUGAAAUUUGUACAGCAACGAUGACAGGAGUAUUUUUAUGGAAAUUGAGCAGAAUUGAAAGAAUAAAAAUCGAGGAAUCUUUAAAUGUAAAAAAAAUAUUUUGGGAUUAUGAAGGGAAAUUUAUAGCGAUGCUGGAAGAUGAAAGGCUGGGGAUUUGGGAACAAGAAGGGUCAUGAUGGAAUACCAUUAUUUGUAAACAAAUUGAAUGGAAUCCUAAUACCCCAUUAUUAUUAGUUGCUAAAGGAGGAGGUGUCGUUGAAAUCAUUGACCCAGAAAAAAGAGUCAUAAAACACCAAUUUAUUGCAGAAACUUCAGAAAUUAUUAAAAUCGCUCAUAGUAAAGAUGGGCAGAUGUUCGCAACUAUAGGACUAGAUGGAAUUUGCAAUGUAUGGAACUAUGAAACUGCAGAGAAAAUUAAAUCGUUUUCAAUAAAGCAGCAAGCAAUUGAUAUGUAAUUUUUAGGUAGGGUUUGGAGUGACGAUAAUACAAAGCUUGCAAUUUCUUUUACAAAUAUCAUCACAGUCUACAAUAUUUCAGUAUAA